Molecule: messenger RNA, 459 nt
Organism: Caenorhabditis remanei
Lineage: Eukaryota; Metazoa; Nematoda; Chromadorea; Rhabditida; Rhabditidae
Exons: 4
Coding region: 1-459 (152 amino acids)
Source: RefSeq, a predicted model, not a curated record
AUGACUGCUUCAUCCUCAUCAUCAUCGUCGUCGGCUCAUUCCGAUUGCUCUUCGAAGUCGUCCAUCGAGAGCAUUAGCCUGCCGCAGUACACGCGUGAGGAUAGUGUCGAGAAGCGAAUGAAACGAAUUGGUGACACUGUAAAAGUGGACGAAAAGAGACUGGCGGAAUGGACGGACAAACUCGGUCCACUCUAUGGAUCUGUCCCAUUGUGCGAAUCGAUCAUGGAUCUUCACUUCCAGUUGAUUCCCGCCAUUGAGACGUUGAAGAAGGCUCGAGAGCACUCGAGCGAUAAACUAAAAGAAGAAAUCAGUAAACUCAUCGUGGACUACACGAUUUUUGCCGUCUUCCUCGAGAAGAUGGUGGAUCAAAUGCAUCAUGACCCCGAUUUUCUGCGAGCUCACAAUGCGUUUCCAACGAGACGCAAACGAGACAAGUUGUGCGAGACGCCGAAAGAGUGA